AGAAAAGCUGCGUGGCGGUUAUAGGAACAUUUGGGGGUUAACCACGUGGAGGAUCCGUUACUCCCGCCAUUCGUGUGUUGGCUGGCCGCAAGAGAGAGAGAGAGAGAGAGAGAGAGAGAGAGAGAGGCAAAUAGUGCAUUCAGGAAUUAAUAUUCGACGUUCAACUAUUUUCAUUUUUUUCUCAACUUUAAGAAAAAAGGCGAAACUGUUAGGGUUUCCCCAAAACCAGUUUCUGCAUAAAACCUUCCCGUGAAGACGAACCCCCUCCGCGUUCUUUUUUCCUCGACAUUGUGUUUUCUCUGUCACUGUUUCUGGAAUUGCAUCCACAAAUUCUUCAUCCAAUGCAGGUGACUGAUGUGAUUUUGAUGUCUAAUGUCUUUCUUAUUGGGUAACGAGACGUGUCAAGUUUGCCACAAUAGGCAAAGAUGAACAUUGCUGCUCUUUUAACAUCUGCUGGAAUUAAUAUUACCGUGUGUGUGGUGCUCUUCUCACUCUAUUCAAUAUUACGGAAACAGCCCAGCAAUAUCAAUGUGUACUUUGGAAGAAGGCUUGCCUCUCGGCGUUUGAGAAGCCGUGAUCUUUCCUUGGAAAGAUUUGUUCCCUCUCCUACCUGGGUAGUGAAAGCAUGGGAAACUACUCAAGAUGAAAUACUGACUAUUGGUGGCUUGGAUGCUGUGGUUUUUAGCAGGAUGCUUGUGUUCAGUAUUCGAGUAUUUUCUGUCGCUGCUGUCGUCUGCUUUAUUCUAGUGCUUCCAGUGAAUUACUAUGGUCAGGACAGAAUACAUAAGAAUAUACCUUUUGAGGCAUUGGAAGUAUUUACCAUUGAGAAUGUUGGAGAAGGAUCCAGUUGGCUUUGGGCUCAUUGUCUCGCGUUAUACAUCAUAACUUUAUCAGCUUGUUCUCUUCUUUACUUCGAAUUCAAGUGUAUUGCUAAUUUGCGGUUACUACACAUUACUACAUCGCCGCCAAAUCCAAGUCAUUUUGCAAUUCUUGUCCGAGGAAUACCCUGGUCUCCAGAACAAUCAUACUGCGAUACAGUGAAAAAGUUUUUCUCAUAUUACCAUGCAUCAACAUAUUUGUCACACCAAAUAGUGUAUAAGUCUGGUGCAGUUCAGAAACUGAAGGAUGAUGCAGAAGAUAUGUGUAAGAUGGUCGGUGUUGGUUGUCUUUCAUUGGGACAGACGUGUAGUCCAAACUUUACGGAAUGUUACUUUUGUGGAGGACCUGCAAAUUCUUUUAAGAUGAUUUCUAAUGAAAUUGAUAGUAUACAUGGGAGAACAGCCUACAGUGACUUGCAUUCAAAUUCAAGAAAAAAGGAAUGUGCGGCAGCCUUCGUGUUCUUUAAAACUCGGCAUGCUGCUCUUACGGCUGCCCAAAAUCUUCAAACAUCAAAUCCUAUGUUAUGGGUCACAGACCUAGCUCCUGAACCCCGUGAUGUUUACUGGACAAACCUUUGCAUACCAUACCAGCAACUUUGGAUCCGGAAGAUAGCUACAUUUGUGGCUUCGAUCACCUUCGUGCUUGUAUUCCUUAUCCCUGUCACAUUCGCACAAGGCUUGACUCAACUAGACAAGCUUGAGAAAAUGUUUCCUUUUCUUACAGGGAUGCUUCAAAAGAAAUUUGUGAUUCAGCUGGUGACUGGUUACUUGCCAAGUGUGAUUUUGGUUUUAUUUUUAUAUGCUGUUCCACCAGUGAUGAUGCAAUUUUCAGCAGUGGAGGGACCUAUUUCCCGUAGUGGAAGAAAGAAGAGUGCAUGCACCAAAGUUUUGUACUUCACAAUUUGGAAUGUGUUUUUUGUUAAUGUUUUUGCCGGGUCUAUCAUCAGCCAACUCUCAGUCUUUACUAGUAUAACAGAACUACCUGCCCAACUUGCCAAGGCAGUCCCACUGCAGGCUACCUACUUUACAACAUAUGUUCUAUCAUCUGGUUGGGCAAGUUUGGCAUUUGAAAUCAUGCAACUGUUUCCUCUUUUCUGCAAUCUGUUCCAGAGAUUCGUACUCGGGUAUAAGGACGAUUCAAUGGAUGGCAACCUAACUUUUCCAUACCAUACAGAAGUUCCAAGGAUAUUACUAUUUGGAUUCCUUGGGUUCACCUGUUCUAUUCUGGCACCCCUGAUAUUGCCCUUCUUAUUGUUUUACUUUAUACUUGCAUACCUCGUCUACCGAAACCAGAUUCUCAAUGUAUAUAUCAAAAAAUAUGAUGGCGGGGGACAGCUAUGGCCCAUUGCUCACAACACAACAGUUUUCUCAUUGCUCUUCUCUCAAGUUAUUGCACUUGGGGUGUUUGGACUAAAACGCUCAACAGUUGCAUCUGGAUUUACCAUUCCAUUGCUGAUUGGUACCAUUCUAUUUCAUCAAUAUUGUAGGCAGCGAUUUCUCCCAGUAUUUAAGAACAAUGCAGCACAGGUUCUCAUUGACAUGGAUCGUAGAGAUGAGCAUUGUGGGAGAAUGAACGAGGUUUAUGAACAAAUGCAUUCAGCUUACAGCCAGUCCACUGGUUCUACUCAAUCUGAAUGUUUCAGUAGUCGUCCAGGGAACAGGGAAUGUGUUCAGACCCCACAAGAUAUGGAGAGAGGCAUGGAUUAACCAAGAAGUUUGUCAUGGCCAGUUCAUUGUACUGUGAGUUAACCGGUACUUGGCAGGUAGUAAUAGAGUUCUGAGGCUUGUACAUGUGAAAAUCAUCGUGAUGUCCCUCCCAAAAAUGGGAGUGGUGCAUGAACAGCGGUGGGGAAAGGUAAUCUUAAUUCCAAAUACCUACGAAGAAAAUAGGAAUUGGACUCUCCCGGAAAGUUCAGUUGAGCGACAUAGUGGAUAUGUGUCAUGCUAUUAAUCCUAUUUUCUAUGUAACUGUAAUUGUGCAUUAUAAGAUAACAAUACAAUGGAUAAAUUUUUGUGAAGUGAUAGAAGUACAUUGUAUUUCUU
Messenger RNA from Abrus precatorius (Indian licorice), 2921 nucleotides. RefSeq names its product CSC1-like protein RXW8. Bases 426 to 2585 code for a protein of 719 amino acids. The record is from RefSeq and is a predicted model, not a curated record. The transcript is spliced from 12 exons. Gene Ontology annotation, molecular function: calcium-activated cation channel activity. Gene Ontology annotation, cellular component: plasma membrane. NCBI's taxonomy places the organism in Eukaryota, Viridiplantae, Streptophyta, Magnoliopsida, Fabales, Fabaceae.